AAGACGUUGUCAUCAAAGGUGUCGUUGAGAUGGUGGAAACUGAAAGAGCAUCUCAGUCUCAGUCUCAGCCUCUCUCUGAUGACGGUGAUUCUACAGGAGCGUCAACCAACUUGUCUCGAUUGCAAAUCAAUGAGAUUGUUGAAAAGGCCGUUCCUAAAAGGAAAGGAGACCGUUUAGUUGGGCUGGCCCGCCGUGCUUCUUCGUAUCCGACAUCUUCUUCGCAAGCUCCGUAUGCCGAUCCCAUGAUUCUCGAGGAGCUGCAUGACAAAGAUGAACGGAUUGUGGCAUUGGAGCAGCAAAACGCCACUAUCCUUACCGAGAACCAAACCAUCCUUGCUGAGCUGGCAUCGCAAAAGAAGACCACGCAGAGAUCAUGGAGAAGCUAAACCGUUUGUUUCCUUCGAUCAGUUCUUAGUUUUUUCUGAAUUUUAAAACUUUCUGAAUGUUUUUUUUUCUAUUUCGGUUUGUAUGAAU
This is a messenger RNA of Raphanus sativus (radish), 474 nucleotides long. RefSeq lists its product as uncharacterized. The transcript is spliced from 2 exons. Bases 30 to 386 code for a protein of 118 amino acids. The record is from RefSeq and is a predicted model, not a curated record. NCBI's taxonomy places the organism in Eukaryota, Viridiplantae, Streptophyta, Magnoliopsida, Brassicales, Brassicaceae.